Messenger RNA from Ceratitis capitata (Mediterranean fruit fly), 1390 nucleotides. It is a transcript of the gene Rab9, whose product is annotated as ras-related protein Rab-9B. The coding region runs from base 344 to 1147 and encodes 267 amino acids. Gene Ontology annotation, molecular function: GTPase activity; GTP binding. Gene Ontology annotation, biological process: retrograde transport, endosome to Golgi. The transcript is spliced from 3 exons. Gene Ontology annotation, cellular component: late endosome; phagocytic vesicle; lysosome. The record is from RefSeq and is a predicted model, not a curated record. Lineage: Eukaryota; Metazoa; Arthropoda; Insecta; Diptera; Tephritidae.
GAUAUAUAAAUAUAUACUUAAUUUAGUACAUAUAUAACAAGAAAAUACUUCCGACUCAAUUUCUUUGCAAUUUCUAUUGUAUUGUAUAGUGUGUAAUGUGCGUUCAGUGAAUGGUAGACUUUCGCAACCAGUCAGGUGGAACAUCAGCAGCAACAACAAAUUACCUAUGACGGAAAACUACUUGUUCGCGAGUGCAUUUAUGUAAAGAAUUACAAAGGUUUUAAUAAAGAAAAGCAAAUAAAACGAAAUAAUAUAACUAGUGUAAACUACACAUAACUAGUGCAAUCAACAUUAUAGUAACAAUAAAUACGCGCAUACACAAACAUAUACAUAACUAAACAAAAUGACGAAUAUGCGACCACCAAACAAAACUAUUCUCUUGAAAGUUGUCAUACUGGGGGAUGGUGGCGUUGGAAAAUCCUGUCUGAUGAAUCGCUUUGUUUCGAAUCGUUAUGAUGAAAACAACUUUCACACAAUUGGCGUUGAGUUUAUGAAUAAAAACAUAGAUGUAGAUGGCGAGAAGUAUACACUACAGAUUUGGGAUACAGCUGGUCAGGAGCGUUUUCGCGCACUACGCACACCCUUCUAUCGUGGCUCGGAUGUUUGUAUGCUUUGCUAUGCCGUCGAUGAUCGAGAUAGUUUUCGUGGCCUAAAGCAAUGGCGUGGUGAAUUCCUCAACUAUGCUGAUGUUAAAGCAGAUAAAUUUCCUUUUAUUGCAGUCGGCAAUAAGCUUGAUAUGGCACCCAAAUAUCGGCAAGUGAAUUAUGAAGAGGUAGAACAAUGGUGUCAAGAGAAUGGCAUUACCAGUCUCAUUGAGACAUCCUCGAAGGCUGCCUCCAAUGUGACCGAUGCAUUUGUGUUGGCCGUACGUCAGUGGAAGCAUAUGGAACGUGUUGCCGAAAUUGAAUUACGACAACAUAAUGAUACUAUCGAUCUAACACGUAGCAUACGUUUAGCGCAAAAUCGUUUCUGCUGUACUGGUGGUGGUGGCGGUAGUAGCGCUGGUAGUACAACAUCUGCCGAAGCUGAAAUGGAGGAUGAAUCGAUGCGUAGUGGUAAUAGUGGUAGUCGUCCAUCGCCCUUACGUUUUGUAAAGCGUAACGCAGCGGCUGCCAGGCAAACACAAGCAACGAAUUUUCAGCUUUAAAUGUGUACUUUACGAAAGUUUUAUUUUUAUUUUUUUAAUUAUAUUUUUUUUUAUUUACAUAAUUUCUUCCUUAAUUACGUACACAUAUUAAGUAGCUGUAACAUAGAAAAAAAACUCAACUAGUUUAAAACUAGUACAGAGGCGUGUAACGUAUGUAUCUGAUAGACUACACCAAAGGCAGCUAAGGGUUAAAGGCAUUAAAGGGUAUGCAGCAAAGAAGCGAGUCUAAAACGAAAAAAAAAA